This is a messenger RNA of Motacilla alba alba, 1268 nucleotides long. RefSeq names its product interleukin 12B (gene IL12B). Bases 1 to 948 code for a protein of 315 amino acids. The record is from RefSeq and is a predicted model, not a curated record. NCBI's taxonomy places the organism in Eukaryota, Metazoa, Chordata, Aves, Passeriformes, Motacillidae. The transcript is spliced from 7 exons. Gene Ontology annotation, molecular function: protein binding; cytokine receptor activity. Gene Ontology annotation, cellular component: external side of plasma membrane. Gene Ontology annotation, biological process: immunoglobulin mediated immune response; cytokine-mediated signaling pathway.
AUGUCUCACCUCCUCUGUGCCUUACUGUCCCUGUUUUCCUUUGCUGCCCUACUGGAAAGUGCCCAGUGGAAGCUGCAGGAAAAUGUGUUCGUCGUCGACUCCCGCUGGGACGCCGAGGCCCCGGCCACCACGGUGGAGCUGAGCUGUGCCAGCCCUGAGGAGGCCGUGUACUGGAGACAGGACUCCAGCCCUUUCCAGGAGGGGAAGCACAGAGGGAAGACUCUGAGAGUGGCAGUGAAGGAGCUCCCUGACGCCGGCAGCUACAGCUGCGUGAGCGAGGAGAGCCACAGGGUGCUGAGCUCCAGCCUCCUGCUCAUCGCCAGGAUCGGCCCCGACGGCCACAUCCUCAGGGACAUCCUCAAAGCCUUCACGGAGCCCAGGACAUUUUUGAAGUGUGAGGCAAAGAACUACUCUGGAAUUUUCACGUGUUCCUGGAUGACAGAAAACAAUCCAAAUGUGAAGUUCACCAUCAGAAGCCUGGAAGGCCCCCAGGGGAACGUGUCCUGCAGCAGCCCCGUGGCUGUCACCAAGGGGGACCUGACCACCUACACAGCCCAGUGCCACAAGGAGAACUUCUGUCCCUUUGCUGAGGAGCACCAGCCCAUCGACAUCAUCCUGGAGGUCAUUGAUGAGGUGUUAUACGAGAACUACACCGCCAGCUUCUUCAUCAGGGACAUCGUAAAGCCUGACCCCCCCCAGUGCCAGUACGUGGCCACCAAUGGAACAGUGACCUGGACAUACCCCAGGACCUGGAGCACCCCAAACUCCUACUUCCCUUUGACUUUCAAGGUCAAAGUUAAAAGCACAAAGAGACGCAGAUACCAGGUGUACGACACCGAGGAGCAGUGGCUGCAGCUGCCAGCCCCGGGGCCAGCAGAGGUGUGGGUGCAGGCCAGGGACCGCUGCUACCUCGGCUCCUGGAGCCCGUGGUCCUCGCUGUGCAGAUAACCAGCAAGGAGGGUGGCACAGUGCUCCCAGAGAAAGCAAAGAACGAAUUAGCACAAGAACAGAAGCACAAUUAGAAGAGAAGUUUCCAUUUGAGGUUCUUAAGAAGCCAUGACUUAUUUUUUUAACAGCUGAAUGUGGUCCUGAUUUUUGGCAGCUCUUAAAUCCCCCAGAUUCAAGUCACACUUUUAGCAACCAUCAUGUUACACGAACAUGAUUUUGACAGGUUGCUGGCAGCUAUUAUUGUAUGUCCUUAUAUUAUUAUUGUGCCUUUAUUUAUUGAAUAUUUAUUUAUUUAUUUGAUAUUUAUUUAUUUAGUAUUU